This is a messenger RNA of Pneumocystis jirovecii RU7, 2472 nucleotides long. RefSeq lists its product as uncharacterized. Gene Ontology annotation, biological process: mitotic cell cycle; meiotic cell cycle; cytoplasmic microtubule organization. The coding region runs from base 1 to 2472 and encodes 823 amino acids. The transcript is spliced from 12 exons. The record is from RefSeq and is a predicted model, not a curated record. Lineage: Eukaryota; Fungi; Ascomycota; Pneumocystomycetes; Pneumocystales; Pneumocystaceae. Gene Ontology annotation, molecular function: microtubule minus-end binding; gamma-tubulin binding. Gene Ontology annotation, cellular component: mitotic spindle pole body; equatorial microtubule organizing center; gamma-tubulin small complex.
AUGUCAAAUACCAGGAAAGCAAAUGCAUUAUAUCGAUUAGUUUCCAAUUAUGUUGUUAAACAACCUGAUAAUCCACAAUCUUCAGAGAAGUUUGAAAAUACUUUAUUAUUAUGUGAAAAAAUUUUAGAUGCUUCUUUUUAUGCUUCUAAAAGUUAUGAUAUUGUUAUUGUUUCAGAUGCUAUAAAAAAGAAAUUACUUCGAGAAAAUUCUACUCCUGAAAAUGCAAUUAGAUUUAUCAAUUUACUUUCUCGUUUACAAACUCAAGACAUACUGGAGAAAAAGGCUGAAAUUUUACAGUUUUUAUAUAGUCUUAGUGAUUUAGCUUAUAUGCCUACCAAAAUAGAGAGUGUUAAAAGCUCGUUUUCUCAUAUGAAUUAUUAUGAAGAUACUGCUGAUUCAGAUGUAUUUUUCUCUGCUAUAUCUUCUGGUUUUACAUCAGCUUUAGAUGUUUCAAAAUCUAAGAAUUUUACACCAAAAUCUCUUCUUUUAAAAGCACCAUUAGUUAUAUCUCAAAAUUAUGAUAUAUCUGAAUCUUUACUUUUGAAAGAUAUCUGUUUUAUUUUGCAAGGAAUAAGUUCUGCGAGCGUAAUAUUUUCUGGUAAUGGCUCAGCAGUUAUAUCUUCAAAAUUUCCUCCCACUAUUGCUUCCUUGUUAAGUUAUAUUGUUGAGCCAGGUUUACUUUAUAAACAGCUUUCUAUUGUUAUUUCAUCUUCUCAAGAUAUAAAAAAUACUAACGGACUUAUUAAACAAAGUUUUUUUUCAUAUUUGGAUCAGGAAUUAUCUGCAUAUUUAAGUUUAGUAUCUGCAUUGGAAGUAGAAAUUCGAAAAGAUCUAUUAUUAUCUGAUGAUCAUUCAGAAAAACGUUCUGUUACUUUAAAAAGAAUUAUUAUAUGGACAAGAGAAGCUUCUAUGGGCCUUCGAUUAAUGACAUUGAUGGUAGAAAAUUGCAAAAAUUUAAAAGGGGGUCAACUUAUUAAUUGUAUUCUUGAGUUUUCUUCUCAUGGAGAUCCUUUUGUUCACGAGUUUGCAGAAAAACUUAUAGAAUCUUUAACAAAGCCAUUUUAUAACAUGCUUAAGAAAUGGAUUUAUGAUGGUGAACUUUUAGAUCCUUUUCAAGAGUUUUUUGUUGUUGAUAAAGGAAUCGAUACUAAAUUAAAAUUAGAAAACUCUAUUAAUAUUGUUUGGGAAGGAAAAUAUGCAUUAGAUUUAAAUAUGUUACCAAACUUUAUAUCUGAAAGUUUAGCUAAAAAAGUUUUUUUAAUUGGAAAAAGUUUAAAUUUUAUACGUUAUGGAUGUGGUGAUGAUGAAUGGGUACAAAAACAUAGUAAAGAUUCAAUGAAAGAUUUGAUUUAUGAUGACAUAGAUCUUCUUGAACGUUCCAUUGAUGCUGCAUAUUUAACCACUUCUUCUCGGUUGAUAGGAUUAAUGUCUACAAGAUUUUCUUUUUUUGAUCAUUUAUAUGCUUUAAAAAAAUAUCUUUUAUUAGGACAAGGAGAUUUUAUAGCUUUUCUUAUGGAAUCUUUAAGUUCAAGUUUAGAUAAACCUGCAAAUAUGUUAUAUAGGCAUAAUCUUACUGCCACUCUAGAAUCUGCAAUAAGAGAGUCUAAUGCUCAGUUUGAUUCUCCAGAUGUAAUUAAACGAUUAGAUGCACGUAUGCUUGAAAGGUCUCAUGGUGAAAUUGGAUGGGAUAUAUUUACUUUAGAAUAUAAAGUUGAUUCUCCUGUCGAUGUAAUCGUUACACCGUAUUGCAGUAGGCAGUAUCUCAAAGUUUUUAAUUUUCUUUGGAGAUUAAAAAGAGUUGAGUUCGCGCUUAGUAAUUCAUGGAAAAAAAGUACAACAGGUGAACGAGAGAUUUUGAGGGCUAUGAAAGGACCUGUAUAUAAACAAUGGCAGUUGGCUAGGUGCACAAAUGCAGAAAUGAUUCAUUUCGUAUGUCAAUUACAAUAUUAUAUUUUAUUUGAGGUUAUCGAAUCAUCAUGGGAUGUGUUUUAUUCUUCUAUUUCAAAGUCUGACUGUACUCUCGAUACAUUGAUUGAAGCACAUGCUCAGUAUACAACAAAUAUAACACAUAAAGGAUUAUUAGGAUCUGGAAAAGUAAGGAAAGAUGAUUCACUUUUAUCACAAUUGCAUGAAAUUCUUAAAGUUAUAUUAUUUUUUAAAGAGACUUUGGAUCAUUUUUAUGGAUAUUCUUUAACAGAAUAUAUUCAACAAUGUCAAGCGUUCAAAAUAAAAGCUAAAACAAUUAAAAGUGAUAUAGAAGUUAGUGAUUAUUCUAAAACAGAAUCGUUAGAUGUUAAAACGGAUAAUCCAGAAUUUAUUAUUGGAAAAUUAAAUAGUCUUGCAAAGGAAUUUCGGGCUUUGGUUAUUAUACUUUUAGGAGACCUUGCAUAUCAAUCAGAUAGUGAAAUGAGAUUUCUUGGUGUUCGUUUAAACUACAAUGAACAUUAUCACACAUCAAAAAGGACAUAUUAG